Molecule: messenger RNA, 1959 nt
Organism: Morus notabilis
Lineage: Eukaryota; Viridiplantae; Streptophyta; Magnoliopsida; Rosales; Moraceae
Exons: 5
Coding region: 1-1959 (652 amino acids)
Molecular function (GO): zinc ion binding
Source: RefSeq, a predicted model, not a curated record
AUGCAAUCUGUUUCAGUCAUUGUUGCUUAUAGGGGAAAAUGGAGUCUAGAAAAUCAAUAUACAAAUUUUGGUUUUCACUCAGUUUUUAUUCCAGAGGAUGCUUCUUUGAAGUUUUUACAGGAGUGUUUAUGUGAGGAGCUGAAUCUUGAGUUGUUUGGUUUUAAUGCUGGUGUUCAUUCUUUAUUACUUUUUGUGGGAAGGAAGUUGAAGGACCUAAUUAAAAUUGUUUCGGACCUUAAGAGGGAUGAUGAUGUUAAGUUGUUUUUAAACUUGGUUCGACACAGUAAGGAAGCUCUUGGAUUCCCGUUGGUAAUAGAUUUUGUUAGUGGCUCCGUUAGUGCAGUGGGAUCUAUUUCUUCUUCAUCUUGUUUUAUUAGUUCAAGAGAUGAGGCGUCAUCUUCUAAUGUUGAUGGUUCCGUUUGUCAAUUUGAAGAUGAUAUUGAUGUUGCGAUGAAUAAUUUUUUGAUUGAAGAUUUGGAUAUUUCAAAGUUACCUAUGUCGUUUGAUGUGAAUGUAGGCAAUCAAUUCAUGAGCAAGUCGGUUCUCAAGAAAUUCAUGCAUGUAAUUGCUAUUAGGAGGCAUUUUGAAUUUAAAUCUGAAAGAUCUAAUAAUUCAUUUUAUGUUUUGGUUUGUAAAAAUAAGAGUUGUACUUGGAAGAUGCGUGCUGCUAAGGUUUCAAAUGGUAAUGUUUGGGCAGUGAAGAAGUAUAUUAAGGAACAUACUUGUUCACUUGAUGUUGCUAGUGCUGAGCAUCGUCAAGCAAAUAGUCGUAUUGUUUCAGAGUUUUUAAAGGGCGAUUUUAGCAUUGGGCAUGCAGACCGUUUGCGUCCUAAUGAUUUGAGGUAUAUAAUGCAUGGUAAGCAUGGUGUUGAGAUUAGUUACUACAAAACGCGAAUGGCUCGCCGAUAUGCGUUAGCAUCAAUGAGAGGAAGUGCAAUGGAGUCGUAUGCAUCCAUUCCUUUUCUGUGCAAUAUUUUCAAGGAGAGAUCUGUGACUUCUUAUGAGCUUGACAAUGAUGGGCGGUUCAAGCCUGUGAUCUCAAUUGAUGGCACUUUUUUGAAGAAUGAGUUUUCUGGGACCUUGCUUCUCUCUGCAGUUUUAGAUGCUGAUAAUCAUAUUUUUCCGCUUGGUUUUGCAAUUGUUGAUUCGGAGAAUGACUCCUCGUGGGAAUGGUUUUUUGAAAGGCUUAAGGAGGCCAUCGGAACUCGUGAAGAGCUUGUUAUUGUUUCUGACCGAAAGAGUAGUAUCCCUAAAGCAGUUGAAAAGGCAUACCGUAAGGAAGACUUUGGUUACUUCAUGCAUCAAUUGGAGGCAGUUCGACCAGCUAUUCAAAAUUAUUUGCUGCAAGUAGGAGUUGAAAAGUGGGCACAUGCUCACUUUGAGAGGAAGAGAUAUGAUGUCAUGAAGACUAAUAUCUCUGAGUCGUUGAAUAAUGUCUUAGUGAAUGCUAGGGAGUAUCCUGUUGAAGCUUUAAUUGAGCAUUUCAGAUCCCUUUUACAAAGAUGGUUUUAUGAGCGUCGUAAUAAGGCGGAUCAGACUUUUACAUACUUGAGUAAACAUGCAACUAAAUACCUUCGUGAUAGGGAAAAGAUUGCACGUUGUUUAUCUGUUCAACCCAUUGAUAUCAAUAAGUAUUAUGUUGUUGAUGGUUUAGUUGGUGAGAUGGUUGACUUGGUGGCAAGAACAUGUAGUUGUCUUGUUUGGCAAGCUGAUGAAUUUUCAUGUCCACAUGUUAUUGCAUCGAUUUGGAAAAGAAAUCUUGAUCCAGCAUAUUUUACUUCAUACUAUUACACCAACAAUGCAUUCAAAGCAACAUAUGAUGCUGCAAUCUAUCAUAUUACUAAUAUAUCAAAGUGGCAAAUUUCAGAGGGCAGUGAGGUGGAGGUUGUUCUUCCUCCUGAGUUUAAACGUGGCGCUAGGAGGCCAAGGAAGCAAAGAAUUCUUUCUAGUGGAGAAUGA